UCAUCCCAAUGGCGUCAAUUUCGAAGGUGUCCAUUCUGGAUUACUUCAACAUCGUGUUCGAGGGGGAGAACGGCAAGAUCGAGUCCAACUGUAAAGCAUGCGGCACUAGGAUACAGGCGAAGAGGAGCGUCACAUCCAACUUCGUCACACAUCUCAAGAGGAAGCACCAGGCGAUGUACGAUGAGUUUGUAAAGAAGAAGGAUAUGAAGAGAGAAGCCUACUCCUCAUCUUCCUCCUCCCUCCAUCCCUACUCCUCAUCCUCCCUUCACAGCCUGGCCAAUGGAGGAGGCCAUCGCUGCAAUCACUCCAUCACCGCUGGAGGAGGAGGGGUGGGAGUAGUAGGAGGGAUAGGGGGAGGAGGAGGAAGAGAGGGAGCAGGAGAAGGGGUGACGAAGUUCCACAGACACGACCCUCGCCAGGUGCUGAUCUCGGAGGCGAUAGCUAAGAUGCUGGUCCAGGACCUCCAGCCUGCCUCCCUGGUGGAUCUCAGAGGGUUCAGAGAGUUACUGCAGCUGUUAGAGCCUCGCUAUACCCCCGAGCCCCCCAGAUACCUCCAAACCCAGCUCCUCCCAGCCUACGCCUACCAGGCCCAGCUGGCCACCAGACAGGCCCUGGCCUCAGCCCUCUCUCUCAGCCUCUCGGUCUCCCUCUGGAGGGGUUUCCUUGGGACCACAGCAGGGGCUAACACUGGGUACCUGGGCGUGACCUGCCACUUCCUGUCGUCUGAUUGGCAGAUGCGUUCCGCCCUGCUGGCCUGCCUGCCUCUGGUUGGUGGACUCUCGGCCAAUCGCGUGCUAGCAGAGUUCGAGGAGGUGUGUGUGGCGCACGGCGUUUCGGGACGAGCGUUCCGUGUCGUGGCUGACCCAUUUCCCGCUGAAACUCACCCCCCAUGCCGCCUACCAGGGUUCUGUAUCCACGGCAACCCGGGAGAUGAUGCCGAAGAGGAAGAGGAGGAGAGUGGGGAUGAAGGAGGAGAGAGGGAAGGAGAGGUAGAACAGGAGGACUGGUGGGAGGGAGGUCUGGGGUCCGGCAGGAUAGACUGUUUCUGUUGUUCUCUGGGUCAGUGUGUGAGAGAUGGACUGCUCUCCUCCUCUCCUCUCCUCUCCUCCACCCUGGCUAAAGCCUCAUCCUUCUAUAACUACGUCACCUCCGCCGUGCCACACGACAAACUGGUGGGCCUGUUGGGAGGGGGGGUGGAGGGGGGGUCGGGGGGCAGCAGGGCUGGAGAGCGAGACUGGGCCGUACAACUCAAGGUGUUGCGUGGUCUUCUGGACUCAGCAGAGUUCUUGGAGGAUGUGUCUGACCGGGCUGACCUGGUGCUGAGUGGCCAGGAGGUGGCGCUGCUCAGGGAACUGACAGACACACUGGAACCCUUUACUGAGGCCUGGGACAUGGUGCACACGCACAGACAGGGUGACAGACACGUCUCCAUCAGUCUGGCUCUGCCCUGUGUCCUGGGGCUCCGUAAGCACCUGUCAGAAGUGCGUCUCCCCCCAGCUACCCUGCCUGCUGCUGGGCUUGUCUCAAGCCGUUAGAGCGCCGCCUGGCUCCCAUCCUGGAGGACCCUCUGUACGUUCACCGCCACCACCCUGGACCCACAGUUCAAACUUACCUGGAGCUCAGACCCUGACUGGCACAGACAGGUCCUCCUGGACGAGGUCACCAAACACACACAAACACAGGGCCCCAGCAUGGAGCUCACCCUCCAGGCCCAGUCCCCUGACGCAGCUUUGUCCCCAGCCUCGUCCCCUCUUCCCUCUCCACUUCGCUCAGCAGGCCCUGCAAGCGUUUCUCCUUCAUCAAGCAAAGGCCCACGGCGCAGGCAAAGAGCGUGGAGCAGAGCUGGCAGAGGUACCUGCGUGUGGGAGCCACUGAGGAGGAGCCUCUCCACUACUGAGACGAAAAGACUAUAGACUUCCCCCAGCUCAGCCAGGGGCCAAGCGGGCGUUUACUGUGCGGCCGGACCUCCACCGUGGAGACCAUCUUACCUCGGCCAGACACUGGCUCCAACCCGGCAAGAGAGGCAGGCUCUCCCCAAAAACCUUGAGACACUCAUCUAUCUCAAAACCAACUAUAGUUUACUGUGGACUUAAUGGAUCAACCCUAGGCACUAACACGGCUACAGAGGCACUAACACAGCUACAAGAGGCACUAACACAGCUACAGACGGCACUAACACAGCUACAG
This is a messenger RNA of Salvelinus sp. IW2-2015, 2187 nucleotides long. RefSeq lists its product as uncharacterized. Lineage: Eukaryota; Metazoa; Chordata; Actinopteri; Salmoniformes; Salmonidae. The record is from RefSeq and is a predicted model, not a curated record. Gene Ontology annotation, cellular component: nucleus. Gene Ontology annotation, biological process: regulation of transcription by RNA polymerase II.